Messenger RNA from Zootermopsis nevadensis, 3826 nucleotides. RefSeq lists its product as uncharacterized. The record is from RefSeq and is a predicted model, not a curated record. Lineage: Eukaryota; Metazoa; Arthropoda; Insecta; Blattodea; Termopsidae.
AAGUUAUUAAGUCAUUUUCUGCAGUUUAAUAGGUUAUAACAGAAUCAGUUUUAAAAAGAAACCGCAGACCAAAAAGUGUUCGGGAAUUACGCCCCUCCCCACUUCGAUUUGAAAUUUCAGGUCAUGCGUCAUGUUCUAAACCUGGGUGUUGUCCGUAGCAACGGCGCCAGAAGCAUCAUAUAAGUGUCGGUUUUGCGCCGUUUCCUGGUUUCUACUUCGCACCAUGUAGAAGUCGAAUCAAAAUAUCACUAAACCUGGCAUCGUGGGAGGGAAACUUUGGCGCGCGUUGUUGUAUUGGCAGAGUUCCUGAAAGGAGCACAUGUUUCGUUGACGUAGCCACAUAUCUUAGGUGGCAGUCAGUUGUUCAUCACAAGUUUUGAUUGUGUAGAAGGUUUAUAAGUUUUCCUUCGUGAUGUUCAUGAAAGUGGUAGUAAUACAGAGUAGUGAUGGUUUACAUUGGUUCGAAUGUUUAAGUAAUAAAAUGGUUACUGAGAUUUCACGAGUGUGGAAUGGCAGAUCGCAAAGGAAUUGUCACAAGUAUCCGAGCUAUCGCACAGUAACCAACAAACGUCGGCAGCAUCCGAGGCUAUAAGAGGAGUCGGUAAGAAUGUACGCCGCGGCGGGGGGCCUGUCCCUUGCCCGGAGACAGGCAAGACGCCAACAGCGCCUGCAGGCUGCCGAGUGCCAGCGCUCGACGUACAAACCUCCAUCGACACCACUACUCCCAAUCCGGCACCAACAAUCCCUUCAUCUUGAAGUACAAAAUCACGAUGAGUUGCUACAAAUGUCCAGGGAAGCGAAGUCCCAAUUGCUCCAGCCUCCGAGUUACUCGGAAUUCAAUGGUCGCAUCACCAGUUUCGGUAGCGCGGAUUUAUCCCCAGAGGGCAAGGCGGCAUGGCAGGAGAGAGACCGACAGCGGAGGGCGUCAGCCGCCGAGGUAGCCGUCAACCACCGGAUCAAAGCGACGGAAGCUCAUCGGCGAUGGAUGAAGAAGAACAGAAUCCACGACUCGUCGUUCAGCGGUAGCAGUUCGGACGACGAGGACUACGCCGGGGGUCUGUACGGGCAUCAGAACUCGGCUGCCAACGCCCUGCUCUACGUCGGUCUGGGCACUAUCGCCAUUGGCCUCGUCAUAUCCUUCGUCGGAACAGGAGAGAAAGGCUUCAAGACGUUGGAGCUCCGUCUCAUCGGCCCCACGCUGAUUGGCAGUGGCUUGAUGUGCUGUCUCAUCAGGAUUUUCCUCUGCGUCUGCCCUUCGAAAUGUUUCCAGCGACGUCACAAACACAGACAUCGCCAUAAGAAUUCUGUAAAGAGCAGUCACCUCGGCGACCUCCUACAGCAGCCAUCUGCAGGACAUUUCAAUCAUAACAGUUUCUUCGGAACUGCAAACAGUGAUUCCAAAGAUCAUAAUCGUACAGAAGACAUAGCGAUGGCAGAUCAAACCAAACUUCUUCGAAAUAAUAUCAACAAGAAGACUGUGUCCAUUGUAACUACACCAGUUGAAACAGCAACGACAUCUAACUUACCAUCAGGAUCUUCCGGACACAACCACCGCCAACAAAAUGACAUAUCAUUAUCAUCAUCAUUGUUCUUGAAGCACGAACGACAAUGUUCGACCUUCAGUAACCGCGCUCACCCAUUGCAAAUCCCAACGAUCAACAUUCCUAACUUCGUUGGUAGCAACGACGACGAGGAAGAUAUUUUAGGAUCACGUCAAGAAUCCAAGCGAAAACACAGCAGUUCGUUAGAUUUAGAACUGCAGAAAUUGGACUCAGGUAGUUUUGAUAUAAGUACUUUUGAAAGUAGCAACGAGAUUGGUGGAAUUUUACGAGUCGCCGGAAGUGUCGAGGGUUCUGGAAGAUAUCGUGACGGUGAUAAGCGAAGAACAUCUUUGACUAGUGUUCAUAGAAAUGGCGGCGCGACACUAGCGAUCUCAAAGGCGGUGGCGGCAACUACUGUGACUUCUCCUCCGUCUACGAGGAUCGGGCUCGUAAACCCUGACCCCGACGCCCAUAAACUGGAAGAAGAACUGGAAAUGUCAUCGGCGAUUUCAAAAGACCUGCACGACCCAUUGUCUUCUUAUUCUUCCCUUGGUAAACAUUCGGACAUUGACAGUCUGUUGCAGAACGAAAUAGUUCUUAGUCCGUCGAAACUGCAGCAGACAGGAAGAGACACGUGAGGUGAUUAUAUAAACGUGUUCUUCUCGGGUUCGUCUUGUUUCCAGCUUUUACAAUUUCUUUCCUUUUUACUAUAAAAUAAAAUAUAACAAAUAAACCUCUAGAAUAAUGACGCCAAAUGAUUUUAAACAUUCCACAGACUAACGACAAUUAUUAAUUUAUUAAUAUUAUCUCUAACCUUAUAAUUUCAUUUUGCUCACGAAUGGUUUCUCCGUUAAAACGAUUAAAAUUUAAAAAAAAAAAAUCACACUAAAGACGAUGAUCCCAUUUCAAAUGAUACCCAGUGGUCACUCUUUUUCCUACCAGAGCUGUUUAUCGUAUCACUGAAGGGACAACACGUUCUCAAAGGUCUCAUUUGUCUCUCUGAUCGAUAUUUUAUCUCCCUACAAUCGUUCUCAAUACUCGUGUAAACAUUUACUCCGUGUUACACGACCAGAUAUUUUGAUACAUCGACGAUACACAACUGUCAAUAUAGGCCUACGUAAUAGACAGUUGAAUGAGUGACUGGAAAUGGCAGCCUGUACUCACACGAAAAUAUACCCCACGUUCCAGAUCUUGAAUAGAUUCAAAAUUUGGUCAUAAAAACAGCGGACACGUAGAAUUUCUCGUGUUUAUCUAAGGGUCCUCCUUAGCACCUAAUGGGACAAAGUUGGCGUCAUUCUUCUAGAAUUAGCUGGAUAAAAUAAUAAUAAUAAUAAUAAACAGACAUAGUGUGCCUCAUUUGCAGACUUUUUACUGUGACUGAGUCAUAGAAAUGUAAAAUUGCACAAUUAGACAAAUUGAAGUUACCAUCAUAUACAGCGCGUCCCACAAGUUCCCAGCCGUAGGAGAAUUAUAUAAUUCGGCAAAAUACGGAAAAAAAUGUAAAGAGAGGAGAAGUUCUUGCAAGCCUUUCGUUUCUGGUCUCGGGUGUUGGGAUUUCUCGCCCACAAAGAUCAAUUUUCUUCAUCGACAAAAAAAGUUACGUCGGCACUGCACUUCCGAGGUCGUUGGUAUUUUCCUGGUUUCACCCAAUUCGUGUUCAGUGCAUCCCUCAGUGUCUUUUUCGCCGCCAUUUGUCUCUGCCCGGGGCAAAAGCCCCCAUUCUCUGUCAUGUCAACGUGGCAACGUCGCAUUCUAUCGUCCUAUCUGAAGAAUUGCAACACCUAAGCUUCAAAGACACGAUUUGCAACAAUUUCUCUCUCUUUAUACAAUUCCGUAUUUUGCCAAAUAACCGAGUUCUCCAAUGGACGGGAGCUUGUGGAACACCCUGUAUAACAUCGCUUUACCUGUGCACAAUCUUCGUAAAAUUUUCAUUUCUUUAGCUGCUGGUAUCAAGGAGGAAUGUAAGGUACCCGUGGGUAAUAAGACCUGCCUGAGGAUAAAACGAAAGUAAAAUGCUUAGAAAAGAAGUUUUUCUGAAAAAUAUACGUCCAUAUGCGCUAUUUUAGGAAUCAUCUCGGAUAUAAACAAGCAAUUCAGCAUUAUGGGUGUUAAAUCUUUGAAAUUAAGACGUACGACUGAGUCUUGAUAAUUGGAUCGGCCAUGUAAUGCACGUAAUUACCGAAACCCAGAGUGCCGGGCUUUGUUACUCGCAGGAACCUUAUUACAAAACUGAUUGCGGUAAAUACUACAUAAUAGUAUAUAAUAAUAAUAAUAAUAAUAAUAAU